GGGAGUGCUUCAAAAAUACAUACACCGACUCCACAGUCAUUUCCUCAUUGUGAAGACGGUUCAGCAUGGAGGAAUAUCCUUUCCCGAUCAUCGUAGAGGGAGACUGGCGACCUGAACACGCAAAAAGUGUAAAAAAGAAACUUCAGAUUUACUUUCAAAGUAAGAAGAAAUCUCAGGGAGGAGACUGCGUCGUGCAAUACGAUGAGAAGAGCAGCACUGCUACGAUUCAGUUUAAAUCACCCCACAUCAGAGAUGGUGUUCUCUCCAAAGCAGAACACGUUAUUACCAUUGAAAAAUACGAAGUCAAGUUGAAAGUGAGCAAACCAAGCGAUGAAGAGAAACAGCCAGACAGAAAAGAAAAGCCGACGGAGCAGGCAUGUGGAUAUGAGGAACCAAAUCAAAGUGCCCCUCAGACUGAGUUGGAUGUGGAGGACCCUCAGGAGUCAAGUGCUGUAGUCCUGGAGAAUGUUCCAGAUGAUGCUAAAAAAGAUUUCUUGGCUCUGUUUGUGGAGAACGUCAGUAAAAUUUCAGAGAAAGACUUCAGCAUGGAGUUAAUACCAGAAUUAAACACAGCAGUUGUUACCUUUAAUAAUUGUAGUGCUGCAGGAAAGUUCCUUGAGAAGAGCAGGACACAUAGAAAUUUCCAGCAGUAUAAUCUGAGGGCCCAUGCACUAGAGAGGAGCACAUGUGUGAGAGUGGAGGAUCUUCCAGCUGACGCCAGUAAGAUGCUGCUGGAACUGUAUUUUGAAAAAUGGGGUUGUCCACAAGAAGUUAUCACAGUUCCAUCAGAGAAAGCAGCCAUUAUAACCUUCAAGGAGGAAAAAGCCAAGGAUAAUGUUUUGAAGAAGGACCAUAACAUCUGCAAUGUUCCAGUCAAGAUAUAUCCAUAUUUUAAAUCACUGGGCACAGCAUUGUAUGGUAGCAACAGGCCGACAUGGAAGCUGCCUGAACCCAUCACAGUCAGUGUACAUCCUGCAAUCAGGGAGUUCCUCCUCAAGAAAGGACUGAUUUCCUCUAUAAGAGACCAGAUGAGCUCACAGUUCUGCCAAAUAAACAUGGACAAACCUGAAGUUCUGCUCAGUCCUGAUCCAUCAUUGCUGAAACAGAAAGGUGUAACCAAAAGACACAUUGAUGGCUGGAGUAAGAAUGCCUCAGAUGCCUUCAUGAAAAUUAUCUCCAACUACACAGCAUUUGAGUGGCCAGUAUUGAACACCUUGUGGACCAAAGUGGAGAGUGAUAUUAAGGAAGUGGUGAAUGAUCUUGUUUUUAUAGAUAUGGAUGCCUCUAAAGGAAUCCUAACACUGGCAGGUGUGGCCCAUGAUGUAAUUGGCCUGAAACACAUCAUGGAGAAAAUGAUAGAAAGAGCAACAACUCAAAUGGAGAGAGAGAGGAACAGUGUCACAGAAGACAUGGAUAUGUCCCCUGCUAUGUACUUUCUGCUUGUACAAGAUGGCAUGCAAGGUGCUACGACUGUUUCUCCACAACUGAACCUUGACUACAAAAAAGACCGGAACAGAUUGGUUUUAACAGGUCUUAAAAUGGAAAUUCUCACCUUCAAGAACGGGGUCCUUGAGAAGAAAUUAAAUAUGAAGCAGAAGCAUUUAAGGAUGGACCAUUCAAUCCUGGAAUUCUUGAAAUCAGUGGAUUGUGAUGAGAUGUCCAGAGAUCUGUUUAUAUCUCAUGGAAUAAGUGCUGUCUACACAGUUGAAAAUGGAAAUAUUCUUUUGUUUGCGAGUACAGACAGAGCACUUGCUGAUGCAGAGAAAAAGCUGGGGACAGUUCUUACAUUCAACAACCUCACUGUAGAAGAUCAGGGUGUCCUUGCAUUGCCACAGUGGCAGGAUCUCAAUAAAACACUGCAAAAUUCAUACAAUACUUCCAAAAAGAGGACUGUGCUGAUACAUUUUUCAACACAGAGAGACAAAGUAAUAGUGUCUGGAUUCAGAGAACCAGUGACAGAGGUCAGUGAAAACAUAGGACAUUUCAUUGAGAAACACUCUAGAAUUGAAGAUAUAGUUCGUGUCAAAUCACAUGCAGUGGUUGAAUUCAUAAAAGAUAGAAAAUCCCAGGAUUGGAAGAGUUUUCUUAAAUCUGAUAAGGUGAAAGUGCAUUUUGAUUCAAAGAGACCCUGUAUCAAACUGUCUGGAGAGCGUGCAUCUGUUCAACCAGCUAUGUCCUUCUUUGUAAAGAUGGCAGACACUCUCCACACUGAUACACUGAUCAUUAAGAAGGCAGGAGCAAAAAAGUACUUCAAGGAGCAAGGCAGAUUUAUGCUUUUAAUGAUUUUGAAGGAAAAAAGGUUUGUGGUGGUGCUCCAGGAAGAUCACAUGUUGGAAGAUAAGGAGGAUGAAUUUAGCGAAGGUAGUUCUGAAGAUUUUGGGCAGCUGUUUUGUGAGGUUCAGAUGCCAGGUAGUGUAACUGUUACAGUCAGAAAGGCAGACAUUUGCAAGUUAAAUGUUGAUGCUGUUGUCAAUGCUGCUAAUGAAAAUCUGAAGCACAUUGGUGGGGUUGCUUUAGCACUUCUCCAAGCUGCUGGACCACAUCUGCAGCAAUGUUGUGACCUAUAUAUUAAAGUAAAUGGAUGUCUAAAACCUGGAGAUGCCAUCAUCACUGAUGCUGGUCGACUUCCUUGUAAAUAUGUGGUGCAUGCUGUUGGACCCCGCUUUAGUGAUUCAGACAGACCUACUGCUGUGCAACGCCUAAGAUGUGCUGUGAGGGAAAGUUUGAACCAGGCUUCAGGCAAAAACUGCUCCUCCAUUGCAGUUCCUACAAUCAGCUCAGGUAUAUUUGGCUUUCCUCUUGAACUUUGCACUGAGACAAUCGCCAAGGAAGUGCAUGACUACAUCGAACACCAGAACCGCAGUGGCUCCAGGAACAGCCUGACUGAGAUUAAUUUGGUUGACAACAAUGACAUCACUGUGAAAGCCAUGGCUCAUGCUGUCAGAAAGGAGUUUGCUGCUUUUAGCCCUAAAAUGUCUUCCCCUCAUCAUCCCUCAUAUAAACAGCAUGGGAAUAGCAACCAUGGACACGGAGCUCAAGGCUAUCAUGGUCAUGGUAAUCAUGGACAUAGAAACCAAGACUUUGGCAGUCACAAUCAUGAACCAAAAUAUGAACGUGGUAAUAAAGACUUUGAAAGACAAGCAUAUGUUAGAGGAGAAACCACAGACUCCUUUUCUGGUGCCAGAUCAGAGAACUUUGAAGGUGCUCUCGUGACCAAAAAUACAAAAGAGGGGCUAAAAAUCACCUUGAGCAAAGGGAACAUCCAGGAUGCUUGUGCUGAUAUCAUUGUAAACACUGUAUCAGAAGACCUGGACCUUUGUAAAGGUGCUGUUUCAAGAUCAAUCCUUCAGACUGCUGGUCAUCAUCUUCAGUCAGAAGUCACUAGAUUUGCUCACUCAAAUAAUCCACAUUAUGGAGAUACAGUCAUCACUGAUGGCUAUAACCUGAAAUGUUCAAAAGUCUUUCAUGUGAUUUGCCCAUUUUGGAAUGGUGGACAUCGCUCAGAAGAUGAGGUACUAAUUCAGAUCAUUAGAGAUUGCCUGAGAAAAGCAGACACUAGGGGGAUGGCUUCAAUCUCCUUCCCAGCUAUAGGAACUGGGAACCUUGGCUUUCCUAAGGAUCUGGUGGCCAAGAUCAUGCUGAGUGAAGUCCAGCAAUUUAGUCCCCAGAACCUUCGAGAGGUAACUGUGAUUGUGCACCCUUCUGACAAGGAGAGUAUAGAGUGCUUUACCAGCAUCUUUAGACAUGGGAUUCAGGGUCCCAUCACAAAAGGAGGAAGUCGACAUUUCUUGCCUAAAGCAAAUUCUUUGGUCAGGCCAGCACAGACCUCUGAAGAGAGAAAGUCACAACAUGAGGUAGGACUGAUUGGCAAAGUCUCCACUCCCUCUCUUGGGGUUCACACAAUGAAUAUGGGUCAAGUGAUCCUAGAGGUUUCAUCAGGAGACAUAACUAAAGAAAAAACUGAUGCCAUUGUCAACUCCUCAAAUCAGACAUUUUCUCUGAAAGCAGGAGUUUCCAAGGCCAUUUUAGAUGCUGCUGGAUUACAAGUGGAACAGGAAUGUUUACAGAUUGUGAGUUCAUCAAACGUUCAGCAAACAGAGAUUGUGACCUCAGCUGGGCAGCUCCCAUGUGGAAACAUCAUUCAUAUUAUUGGACGUAAUAGUCCAGCUGACAUUAAGGAAGUUGUUUUGUCUGUUCUUAAGUUAUGUGAGGCACGCCAAUUUACCUCUGUUGCCUUUCCAGCUCUUGGCACAGGUCAAGGUGGUGCAAAUCCAGCUGAUGUUGCAGACGCAAUGGUUGAUGCAGUUGUUGACUUUGUCAAGAAAAAGAAAGUAGUGCAUGUAAAAUGUGUAAAGUUCCUUAUAUUCCAGACAAGCAUGGUAGCAAACUUCCAUCAAAGCAUGCUCAGAAGAUCUGGUGAGAGAGUUGAAGAGGAGAAAAGCCUGUUGGGCAAGAUUAAAGGCUUCUUUUUUGGGGAAAGUCCUGAAAAUCACACAAAUGAAGAGUUUGUGAUGGUGAGUGAGGAAAUUGAGCCAGUUGUGUUUCAGCUAUGUGGGGAGACACCAGAGGACUUGAGAAAUGCCAGGGAAAUUAUCAACAGCUUGAUAAUAAAGGAGCACCUAAACAUCCCCAUCCGGGAUCCUGCCAUCGCUCAUUUCAACAAAGAGGAUGUAGAACUGCUGAAUGCCAUGCGGAGGGAGCUUACAGUCAGUUUUAAACUUGAGAAGAAAGGCCAAGACUCUGUGAUUACUUUGGAGGGACUGACAAGAGAUGUACACACGGCAGAGAAUCGUAUUCGGGACAUGAUCCGUAAGGUGGAAAGGAAAGAAAACCGAAGACGUGAGGCAUUUAUGGUCAGCAGUGUGGUUGAAUGGCAAUAUCUGGAGCAUGGGCAGAACCUCAAACCCUUUGAUAUGCUCACCAAUUAUGACCUGGAAGAGGCUUCUCAGAACAGACAGCCUUCAGUGAAAAUCAAGAUUGAUAAUGAUGAAUAUGAUGUCAAUUUAGUUCGCCGAGUGGCCACAAGAGGGAAAAUGAGGAUUGAACUAAAGAGAGUAGAUCUGCAAGUUCAAAACACUUUGCCUUCACAUUGGGAGGACAUGAAAGGAAAGUCAGUUGUUCUGGUACAGCUCACGGCAAGCUCACAGGAAUAUGCAGUUGUGGAGAAAGAGUUCAAGAAAACUGGACUGACCAUCAUUAAAAUUGAAAGAGUCCAAAACAGCACACUUUGGAAGAACUACAUGAUCAAAAAGGAAGAACUGGAAGAUAAAAACAAGCACAAAAACAACGAGAAGCUUCUCUUCCAUGGCACGGGCCCUAAUACAACAGAUCAGAUCAACCAUCAUGGCUUCAAUCGCAGCUACGCUGGGUUAAAUGGAGCCAUGUAUGGGAAUGGUACAUAUUUUGCUGUUGAUCCAAGUUACUCAGCUCAAGGCUACUCUAAACCCGAUGUCAAUGGAGUCAAACGCAUGUACCUCGCCAGAGUGCUUGUCGGAGAUUUCACUCAAGGAAAACAAGGUCUUGCCAUUCCUCCUGCGAAGAGCUCAAACAGCGUUGAUCUUUAUAACAGUGUGACUGAUAACCCAAAAAACCCAAGCAUGUUUGUGAUCUUCAGUGAUGUACAGGCUUACCCAGAAUACAUAAUCACCUUCAAGUAAGGAUUCAGAUUUCUGUCAGUGAAUGUUUAAAGACUGUUUUAUUACACUGAUUAGAUGAAACUGAAAACACAGGUAUAUAUGUAAUAUAUGCUAGCAGGAAUUAUUAGGAAAUAAUCAUAACAAUGAAGGCUGUGGCAUAUUCUUCAUAUAUGACAAAAAAAAACUGUGAGAACACAAAAGGAAUCUCUACAUCUGUGCUGGAAUAUAAUCCUGAGAAAAACCUAGUCCUUAGCUAAAGACUGCUCAUCGUUCGCAUCAAAUUGUUCUCUUUCUAUGCCUUUGUAUAACUCUAAUCAUGCUCUGUUUUUAUCUUUCUAUAUUUUUAUAUUAUUCUGGCUAUAUUUACAUCUCAAAUUUACCAGAGGUUAUAAAAACAGUCAAAAACCUGUUACAUUUUAAUGGUUUAAUUAAUGUAAUGUUUGAAAUACCCCCAAACUGACUUGUGUAUUUUUUCUCUCUGUAAUUAAUGACUGUUGUCACUAAAUCCUAUCUGAAUGCAGGUGUACGGCAGUAAAUAUUCUUAUCCGACUUUGAACAUGAUGUUACAAUUAUUCUUUUCAUUUUUUAUUUUCUCCAAUGUGAUGCACAAACUUUUUCCAGUAAGUCAAUUAUUUGCCACUGCAUGAACUACAUUAGAACAAGUGAAAUUGCGGAUACUGUAUUGUGGGCUUACAAAACAUUAUAGGGGAGACAAGGGUAAGAUCAUCUGAAUAUUUCUCAGACACUUGGGGAAAAUGUAGUAGUCUAAAGAUAAGUGCUACGGGAAGCCAAGCCCAUGACAAUAUAAAGACACAGCGACCCUAUGCGGUUGCUGGUAACGUAAACAUAAAUCCCCACAGAAACCACUAAAAACGUUACACUCUUGAUGUGACAAAUAACAAUGUUAAAAGAUAGGUAGCACAGUUUGUCAGGCAGAAAAAGAAAAAAAACCUACAACCAGAGAAUGUUUAGCAGCCUUGCUGAAGCACCCUCAGAUCAACACCGA
Molecule: messenger RNA, 6642 nt
Organism: Myxocyprinus asiaticus (Chinese sucker)
Lineage: Eukaryota; Metazoa; Chordata; Actinopteri; Cypriniformes; Catostomidae
Product: protein mono-ADP-ribosyltransferase PARP14-like
Exons: 18
Coding region: 66-5657 (1863 amino acids)
Biological process (GO): negative regulation of gene expression
Cellular component (GO): cytoplasm; nucleus
Molecular function (GO): transcription corepressor activity; NAD+ poly-ADP-ribosyltransferase activity; nucleic acid binding
Source: RefSeq, a predicted model, not a curated record